Molecule: messenger RNA, 4998 nt
Organism: Frankliniella occidentalis (western flower thrips)
Lineage: Eukaryota; Metazoa; Arthropoda; Insecta; Thysanoptera; Thripidae
Product: IDLSRF-like peptide
Exons: 4
Coding region: 168-770 (200 amino acids)
Molecular function (GO): protein binding
Source: RefSeq, a predicted model, not a curated record
CGGCUCACACCGACGCGAACCUGGUGCGGACUCGGAACGCCCGCCACCGCCGCUCCGCUCGCCCUGCCCGCCUGCCCUACCCCGCCGCACUCCACCCCACCCCGCCCCGCCGCCUCCGCGUGCGCGCGCGCCCCGAGGCCGCCGACAAGCUCGUCCUGGUGCUGAGCAUGGCUGGUGCCGGGAUGCUGUACCUCGGGCUGGGGAUGGCCCUGAUGAUGCCGGGGCUCGUGGCGCCGGUCGCGGGGAUCGACCUCAGCCGCCUCUACGGCCACCUCAACGCCAAGCGGAACGCUGAGGCAUGCCACCCAUAUGAGCCGUUUAAGUGCCCUGGAGAUGGAGCCUGCAUCUCCAUUCAGUACCUCUGCGACGGUGCGCCAGACUGCCCCGACGGCUACGAUGAGGACUCCAAGCUCUGCACCGCCGCUAAGCGGCCGCCCGUGGAGGAGACUGCGAGUUUCCUACAAUCAUUGCUCGCCAGCCACGGACCGAACUACUUGGAGAAGUUGUUCGGCAGCAAGGCGAGGGACGCGCUCGGGCCGCUGGGUGGUGUGGAGAAGGUGGCCAUCACGUUGUCCGAGUCGCAGACAAUCGAAGAUUUUGGUGCUGCCCUCCACUUGAUGCGCGCGGACCUGGAACACCUGCGCUCCGUGUUCCUGGCGGUAGAAAACGGUGACCUGGGCAUGCUUAAGAGCCUCGGAAUCAAGGAUUCGGAGCUUGGUGACGUCAAGUUUUUCCUGGAGAAGCUCGUCAACACCGGAUUCCUGGACUAGAUUGUAGUUUUUGGCAUGUUCUCCUCUGUGCGACAACACAUAUGUUAUGAUUGUAAGACGAAAUCGUAAAAAAGAAAAAAACUUAAGGUGGUUUCAUUCCCUGUGAUAUAAUCAUAUCUUAUUUGGUGUCUAUGACUUUAGAUGUUUGAGAAUAAGUUUAUCAUCGUAACGCAACAUAUUUUGACCACAAAGCUACUCCUCUCCCGCCUGUGUGGAGAUGAUGAUCUUUUGUAAGGAAUCUCCUGUUUUCUUUCCUUAAAAAUACUUUUGCCUCGUCCUACAAAAAAAAGUGUUUAGACCUCAAGGUCUCGUGUAUUUUUUCAAAGAGUUAUCACCUCCUGCACUGUCGCUGACAGAUUUUUCCCUUUUGAUAUAUUUGUUGAAAUUACAUCGACAUGAGCAUCGUUCGACUUCAACUUCACAAGAUUUGCGCUGUGUUUUUCUUCAUAUGGUUAAUCCAGCGCAGUAGCGGAGUUACGUUUGAAAGAGUUUCGUUUGAUUUUCUUAAAAAAAAAAAAAACACCAAUCACCGUUACAUACCGUCGUGGACGACUAUGACUUGCUUUAUGUUAAAUCGGUUGUUUAUGUACGUUGAAGGUACUACGGAGAAGUACUUAUAAAAUAACGUGAUAACGCGAAGCUGCACGGGGGAAGUGUGUUCAAGUCACGUGCUAUUUUAGUUUUUAUUUAACUCUUAAUUCUACGUAGCGUCUUCCCCUCUGUAAGCCUUCGGAGUCUUUACUUUACCGCGAUGUGAUAGAUGUAGUGGAACCUUGAGUUGAACAGUGAUAUAUUAUACAAUUAUGCUUCGGGUGUAAGUGUAUGUGUAAAGCUGGCGGUGCACUAUUUGCACUGUCAGCUUUGAAAAUAGGAAUGUGGAUUUGGAAAGUAACAUAUCAUUAUCGUACCACUGCAUUUUUUGCAUGUACACCAUUUAUUGUUGAUAAAAAUAUCCUAGCACGUGUAUAAAUCACUGCUUUAAGUGUAUGUGCAUACAUUAUUCUGAUCUCUCUUUCGUCGUUUGACAGUUAUGAGAAUGAGAGAUUUCAUAAUUUCUGCACGUGAAGCGCGUGGAACUUGUUGCCCCACGUUGUAAUAGCCAACAGCGCAUUUUGCACAAAACUACAUAUCAUUUUACCUACCAUCAAUCUAGUAAUUGUAUAUUUACUUUUAUGAAACUUUUACAUGUAUAUCAAAUUUAUUGUUAGGUGAUUAUGUCACGAUAAGGUCAUUUUAUUGUUACUCUAUACAUAUCAUGAUUAAAUCAAGUCCAACGAACAUAUCAAUUUCAAUUACAAUAGGCUAUUAGUCUAAUUUUUCAAAAGUUUCCAUUAUGAAUGCAAAGUGUAUUUUUUCUCCUAAUGUUCUUUAUGCUGUCAGUGGAAAUUAGUUUUCAAUAAGACUUGAUUUUUGUUUCGUAAUAACUUUAAAUACAUGUGUCAUUUGCCAUUUAUAUCCGAGAAUCUACGUAAAGCUGGGUGAGGAACUAUAGUAGGCUUGUGUGGCUUUUCUUUGACAAUUUGUUCACUAGUCAGAAGUUAAAAUGUCUACGUUCCAAAGCAUUUUAAAACGUUCCCAGGUAGCGAAACCAGCAAAACUGCAUCAGGACUACAUUUUAUGUCCAAUCUAAAAUGCGCCUAUAAUGCGCAUAAAACUCUUUAAAUGCGCCUAAAGGUGCCCCCACAAUGAGCGGGGGGCGAUGCUCGGUAGGCGAUGCCGUGUGGCCAGGCCGUGCUGGCAGGUCGUGCCGGUUGCGCGGGGCUACGCUUGUGAUCGUCUUAUUACAGCUUUUUUCGAAUAAAAGUGGUUGAACCUGCCGGCACGGCUUACCAGCACGGCCCCCCGCUCAUUGUGGGGGCACCUUAAGGCGCCUAAAAUUCACAUUUAAGAUUGGACAUAUAAUGCAGUCUUGACGCAGUUCUGCUACCGGGGUUUCUGCUUUAUCAUCCUGCAUAUCCAUUUAACCCUCCUCCUCCCUAUCCGUUACUGCCCUCUGCUUGUUAGGGCGUUAGUAAAUGUCUAAAAAAAUGUUUUUUUGGUUGCGUCAAUUUGCAAGUAUUGACAUUUGUUAAUAGAAAGCAAUAGUCAAUAAAGUGUCAUCGAUUUGAAGUUACUCUGACGUAUAAGCGUAAUUUUGAUUCAAAACCGUCCAAGUUUUGUCGAAAUUUCGACCAGUUCUCGUCAAAUUGCCGUAAUUUUGGUUGUUCAUUGUUUGCUGGGUUACGUAUUCAGAAUAUGUGUGUUGCGUACCCACCUGUGGUAGACUCGCUGCUGCGCAUUCUAUUAGAUGGCUUCUCACUCCAAUUCACCUACCGUGAUGCCAGCGUAGAUUUUCGUUUAAAGUACAUAUAGAUGUAAGAGGACUCCAUUUUUUUGCACAUUACUGUAUAAGGCGCAUUUGGGGGUUGCUGACAAACAUCAUUCAUGGCCAUUCUAGUGGGCUGCUGACCUGGCAGCUCACAGUAUAAAAGGUCACGAUGCCGUAUUGAGAAGAGUUCGGUCGGAAACAAUGUCUAUGGCUUGUCUCUUUUCUUUUGCAAGAAACAAUGAGUGUUUUAACGUUAUAAAUAGAUGCAUAGAUGUACUACUGGUAACGUGUUGGCUCUCCCACUUCCAGUCAUUUUAGGAAGACGUUCCUCCUGAAGGGUCUUCUCUGCAGUUCGCGAAAAAUUUGGUGCUGAUCCCCAAUGCGAAAAAAUAUUAAAUCGACAUCGAAACGACGUCGAAACGAGGUGGAAAUUGUGGAAUCGACGUCGAAACGACGUAGUUUUGCUAUGAAUUUCUCACUGGGGAGCUAGUUGCGGGGAGUUUGUUUUUGUCAUAAAGAUAGAUUAAGCAAAAAAAAAAAAAAGUUCGACAACCGUAUUUUGUGAGCCUUUGGGUUCUCAACAAACACGCGAACCUUCCCGGUACGAUACAUCUGCCCCUCUUCUUAGGUCCUCCAGCUCCUUAGAGAUCUCCAUCGUCCGGAUCUCUUUGGUGCUUAAGGCCCUCUAAGUGGUAGAGCAAGGUUGCAGCCCGAAUAACAGUACUUGCCUUGUUUGAAAGAAAAUUUCUGCUGUCAAACUCGUUGAGCUCGUAUCGGGGUGUCGGGAAGUGGGCCAUUUUCUUACGUUACAAGCUUUUCUGCCUUUGCUGGUAUAUAGACAUUAUUUUUACUGUUCUUCUUUGGAAUCCGUAUAACUUAGUUACGACUUCAUUCUCAUUACUGUGUAGACUGUAGAUUGUUAGAUGUCUUUAUCCAAAUGUGCGAGGGGUCGCGAUGGAAUUAUCAUCGAUUGCUUGUUUUUGAUCAACAUAGUAAAUUGGAGCACCGCGUAGUUAUUCGUCUAGUUUUUCACAAAUUAAUAAACACUCUCGUGAUCUGGGGGAAGAAACUCUCUCUACGAUAAAUAAAUAUUUUGUUUGAGAAAAACUAAAACAUUUUUGUGUUGCGUUCUGGAUAUUCCGUUUAGGAAGUUGGAAUCUUAGUUACCAAACCACAGCAUAAUACGUUAAAAUAUUUCUUACCCUCCCAGAAAUACUAGAAAUAUUUCUUUGAGAAAUUUACCGGAGUCGUGCUUAGAUCCUGGGCAAUAUCCUCCCUUGAUGUCACAAACGAUGGCCUGACACGAAAACUUACCACCUCAUCGAGCGGAAUGUCAACGGAGGAAUUUGCCGCUGGUCUAUAUAGAUACACAAAGAUGGAUUUUACCUUCCUUUUUGUAAACAAAAUCUAUAUUUAAAAAAACAUAAAAUUAUGAUGUUUGGAGGUGUUAAAAUGGGGAAUUAUUGUUAGCGGGCGAUGGACGUUUAAGAGAUAAAUUAAAUCUUAAGGGACUUCGAGAUCAAAACGCGAAAGCAAGCGAGAACCUUCAACUGCAACCCUUCGCUUUUCUGUUCAAGCGCACUUACCAAACCCCUGUUGUGGGGUGAGGGCGUGUUUGUAUAUUUUAUUUUAAUAUUGACGAGGCUUCGUGGUGUAAAAUAUCGGCUGAAAGAAUAUGUUGUCGUAACUUUUGCUUUGAAUAUAAUUCCGUGUUCGGAAACAAGAACAUCAUCGGACGUCUGUGAGGGUGGUUGAAAAUGUUAUCUUGAAGUUUAAAAAAAGAAUCGCGAAAAAGAAAGUUCGUGAGGUCUUUUAUGCCAUGGAUUAUCAGAUCAUUACUUGUGAGUUUUAUUUUCAAAUAUUUUUGUUGAUGUUAGCAUUUAUUCAGAAAAAUAAUAAAUUUUUAACAAAGCAUUCAAA